AUGGAUGAUUCCAACAAAAAAAAGUUUGAUGACAAUAUAGAAACUACAAGUACAACUUUUGAUAUUAUAGAUCCUCAAAACACCACCAAUACUACUAGUAGUACACUAAAGAAUAAAAGAUUUAGAAAAUUAUUAUUCCUAAGUACAAUUAUAUUACUUGCAUUAUUACUAAUCACAACAACAGGCAAGGGCAAAUAUAAUAGCACUUCAGCUUAUCUAGACAAAUUAUUUAAAUUUAAUAGCAAAAACUAUUAUAUUAAAAAUGUUAAAACAAAGUAUGCCUUAUCAACAACACCAUAUACACCGAAGGACGUUUCUCACUAUGCUUUAACCCCAGAAGCAUAUUCAAGGGAAAAGUUCCACAAAUAUCACAUGAAGGGAUAUAUUACUGAUUUACAAGAAGGCCCUAUAGACAAUGUUUUUUUUGGGUUGAAUGUAGACUCGGAUUACAACCUGAUUGAUAAAUAUUGUAAGCAAUAUGAAUAUUCAGAUAAAAUAGAAUAUUCUUUCCCAAAUGAUGUUAAUAAAAAAAAUGAUGACGAUGAUUUCCUUGAAGCCAGAAGAGAUAUUAUUGAGCAUUGGCCCAAAUACCAAAAAUACUUUGUAGAUGAAGCAAAAGAAGUUUCUAUGAGUGAAUUAGAUAUUGUCCAGCAAAAGUGGUUCAAAUUUGGUACUUCUGCUGUGUGGUUAUCAGAUGAACAGUGCUAUUUAAGUGUGACUAGAUAUAUGUAUGCUCCUGAAGGAAAUCUGAAAAGAGUUAAAAUUAGUUUGGGUAGAUUACAACUAUUUGACAAGAAUUGGAACGAAAUCAAGGGUAGAAGAUUGUAUUACAAGGAUUUAUUGAUGUCUACUGAUGAUGGUUUUGCCAAUAUCUUUAAAGAGUCAGAUAACAAAAUUGAAUCUAUUGUAGAACAGAGCUUGAAGGAAAUAGAUGCUGAAUUGGGUAUUAAAGAAUGUACCCAGCAAGAAUCUGCCCCUAUAGAGUAUGAUAAUUGUAUUGAUGAAAUGAAUAAGUUGAGGUUAAUUUCUCAAAAGAGGAAGGAAGAUUUUUUGAAUAAAUAUAGUGUCAAGUUCCCUACCUUUAUGGAUAUAGAAUUGGGAUCUGACAGCGGGUUAUAUUUGGGUAGCGAGGAUCCAAGGAUUGUUCUUAAACAACAGCCUGUUAAGGAACCUUAUAUUAUUUUUAAUAUGGUACAAAAAGAUGGUAAUAGAUAUAUCCAUGGAUAUUACCCCUUAAGAAAAUUUGAUAAACAAGUGACUUUCACCAUAGGGGGGAGGUCUCCUAAUAGAAUGGAAAAAAAUUGGACACCAUUUUUCCAUUUGGAAGAUGAGACUAAAUCCAAUACUAUGUAUAAAGGCUUUAUUAGAUUUGUUUAUUCUUAUAGACCAUUGCAAAUCUUAAAGUGUUCCUUGUUGGAUGGGGAUUGUCAGCUUGUUUAUGAUGGUAAUUUGUUAUUGAAUGUAGAUGACAAUAAUGUAGAGCAUUAUGAAAAGAAUGAUUUUAACAAACUUGAUAGUAUGAGGGGUGGGUCUCAACUAAUCAAUCUUAAUAGUAUAUUACCUAUUAAGGUGGAAUACAAGAAUUUAUGGGCUGGCUUUGCCAAAUUACAUUUAAAAGAUUGUGGGUGUGGUGAAAGGUACUACAGACCUGUUUUAAUAGUAAUGAGCGAGCACAACGGUAUUUAUAAUGAAGAGAUGAUAGUUCCAGUUGUUGAUUUUGAUAUGGAUGUUUUAGGUUGGGAUAGAAAAACCACUAAAUGCGGUGGGUAUAAUGUUUUAAAUCCAAACUCGAUAACUUCAUGGGAAAUUCAACAAGAUGGCGAGGAUAUUUUACAAUUAUUGAUUAGUGAGGCUGACUUUAUUAGCAGAAGAAUCAUCCUUAAGAAUGUUUUGAAGUAUAUUAUGAGUGCUUAUUCCAGACAUUUGAUUAGAGAAGAUUAUCAAAUAGAUGGUACCAGUAAACAAUUAUUACAGCAAUCUUUGUAUUGUAUUAUCAGAGAGGGUAAAAGUAAAUGUAAGAGUUACGGUGAAAGUCAUAAAGAUUAA
Saccharomycodes ludwigii is the source of this 2046-nucleotide messenger RNA. RefSeq names its product conserved putative beta-mannosyltransferase. The transcript has a single exon. Gene Ontology annotation, molecular function: mannosyltransferase activity. The record is from RefSeq and is a predicted model, not a curated record. NCBI's taxonomy places the organism in Eukaryota, Fungi, Ascomycota, Saccharomycetes, Saccharomycodales, Saccharomycodaceae. The coding region runs from base 1 to 2046 and encodes 681 amino acids.